Eufriesea mexicana is the source of this 458-nucleotide messenger RNA. Its product is annotated as ATP synthase subunit g, mitochondrial. The record is from RefSeq and is a predicted model, not a curated record. Gene Ontology annotation, biological process: proton motive force-driven ATP synthesis. Lineage: Eukaryota; Metazoa; Arthropoda; Insecta; Hymenoptera; Apidae. The transcript has 2 exons. Bases 100 to 399 code for a protein of 99 amino acids. Gene Ontology annotation, molecular function: proton transmembrane transporter activity.
AUUACCACUAGAUGGCAGAAUAUCGUUUGCAAAAAGGGUUGUAUAGGGUGUGAAACAGUUGUUUUCUCUCAUUUAGAAAAGAAUUUGUGGUGAGUGGAAAUGUCGGUAAUUCGUAGAGAAGUAGUUCUAGUAAGCAAAGCUUUAGCAGCAAAGGCUCGAGUUGCUUUUAAAGCAUUUGUAUAUUAUGGAAAAGUAGAAUUAACUCCACCAAAGAUAUCUGACAUUCCUGCCAUAAAAAGUGGUAUUGUAAAAGGAAUUAAUAAUCUUAAAACUGGACAAUAUCGUCACCUUACUGUGCGUGAAGCUUGGUUAAAUACAUUAGUUGCAAUGGAAGUCCUAUGUUGGUUUUUUGUUGGAGAAUGCAUUGGAAAACGACAUCUUGUGGGAUAUAAAGUGUAAAAAUGUAUUGAUAUUCAUAUGGAUAUAACUUCUGUAUAAUAGUCAUUUAAAUAAAUAUA